Peronospora matthiolae is the source of this 2727-nucleotide messenger RNA. The record is from the annotation of a GenBank genome assembly. Lineage: Eukaryota; Oomycota; Peronosporomycetes; Peronosporales; Peronosporaceae.
AUGGAGAUCGAGCUCGCUUAUGGUGAAUCUCGCGGAUACUGGAAACAUUAUUCACCCGGGAAGUGGUUCAAACAAGCGAAAGCCGUUGGCAAGAUCAACAACGUAAAAGCUACUCUGUUAUUUGAUUCUGGUGCUGAAGUGUCGAUCAUUGACACCACCUUUGCUCGUGAGGUCGGUUGCAAUAUUGACGAAAGUCAACGACAAGAAUGUAUCGGGAUUGGAGAAACUCCGUACAUGACGGUAGGACGUACCAAGAUCAAGGUGACCCUCGUGGGAUCGCUGGUAUACUAUUUCAAUGUAUGGGUAGGCGAUCUGGCAGGGCAAGAAGCGAUUCUGGGUAUGGAUUUUAUGGUGCCUGCUGGAGUGCGGCUCGAUCUAGCGGAUGGCGCGCUAUGCCUACCAGAAGAAAUCCGCAUUCAUCUCGCAGGACGUCGCCCCGCGUACGGAUCGAAGAUACAACACAUAACGGCGAAGGACCAACACGUGGUGAUCCCGGUCGGAGAGUCAAGGGAAGUGAAGAUCGGUAUCGGAGGGGCUAAGAUGAAGUUGUGGGUCGCUAGAGGACUAGAUUGGGUCCCCACUGUGAUCUCGGGGUGGGGUAAGACGAAAUACCUGCAGAUGACCAACAUUGGCGACCGGGAGAUCAUACUGCCCACCCACACUAUAUUAGGCAUGUGGGUCGAAGGCGAUAUGGUACCGCGGACCCAAGGUUUGGUGACAGUCGGGUCGGGGAAGUACAAGGAAUGGCAAACUCUGGCAUAUGAGGCUACAACGGAUCGAGUGAACGAACUCCCGGAAGAACCGAUCGGACCAUUGGUAGAUCGUCCUACGUAUGCCGCUCCCAAACGCAUCUUGAAACGUCCGUCUGAUGCGUUACAGAACCUGUCUCCGGCGAUCUCCACGGUAACGUCGCAAGCUAACGAUGACGAUUCGCAAAAGGCAGAUGCUGUAGUUGCGAGGGAAGUAACGGUCAGGGGAGCCGAACUAUCGCGGAUGGAGAACGGUCAUGAGAUCGGUACCCAACAUGCAACGAAGGGAGACCGCGACACCGGUCAAGAAGGGCUACGUGACAGAUCGUCUCUACCGAAGGCUGAGCCGACUGACCGACUGUUGAAAUUGGGCCAGCCGGAAGAGACGAAGGAGCCUAAAGGAGAAAUAAUACUAAAUACUGAAGACGUCGAGAUUGCAGAAAUACCAGUUUAUCACCACGAGAGCGGAGAUUUGUUUGCGGAAGAUAUCGAGCAGCAUAUGGCCGUGCUACCAGAGAUGUCGGCGACUACGGAAGAAGUUACAAUUGAGGACAUUCAGAUCGGUGAUCCCGAUGUGCCUCUCACCACAGAUCAACAACGGCUCAGAUCGCUGAUCUGGAAGAGCCGUCACCUCCUCAUGGGUAAAGGUAAUGCUCUACCACCCGCAGCACGAGGCGCGAUCUGUGAUAUUGAUGUCGGUGGGGCAGCACCGAUAGCGCAAAAAGUGCGUCCGGUCGCACCCAAAUAUCGGGAGAAGCUGUCAGAUCUCAUCAAAGGACUAUUAGCAGCCAAAAUCGUUCAGCCAUUCACGUCACCUUGGGCGUCUCCGAUAGUGGUGAUCAUCAAGAAGAACGGAGUGGAUAUUCGCCUUUGCAUUGAUUAUCGAAGAGUUAACCAGCUGACGCGUCUGAUGGUUUAUCCCAUGCCGUUGAUCAGCGAUCUGUUGGAAGAUCUGGAUAAAGCUCUAUGGUACUGUUCGCUAGACAUGGCUAGUGGAUUUUGGGUCGUCGAAAUGACCGAACGAGCAAAACUGAUCUCAGCGUUUGUCACACCGUUUGGCUUGUUCGAGUGGCUGCGAAUGCCUUUUGGGCUUAAGAACGCGCCCCAGAUCUACCAACGUCUGGUGGACAAUGCGUUGUAUGGAUAUCUCAAGAUCGGCCAGAGAUCAGCUUCUGAUGGCCCGAUCGACGUGUUCAAAGAUGGAGAACCUGAGACAGAUCGACGACCGUCUAUACUGGGACGCCGAUCUUACAUUGACGAUAUUCUCAUACCAGCCGCGUCAUGGGGAUCUUUGUACACAAAAGUAGAACGGUUGCUGGAGGCAUGUGAUAAGUGGAAUCUGUCUAUCAGCCUUACGAAGAGUUUUUGGGGGUGCCGUAAGGUCGAUUAUUUGGGACAUCGAGUGUCUAUGGAUGGUCUGGAGGCUCAGCCCAAGAACCUAGAGUCGUUGGUUAACAUCCCGUUUCCUAGCACGCUACGAGCUAUGCAAUCCUUUCUCGGGAGCUUGAACUACUACCGUCGCUUCAUUGAGGAUUUCGCGGUGUAUGCCGCGGUGUUGUAUGAGUUAAGAGAAUCGGAUUUCUUCGAGAUCGGCCGAUCUCAGCUUGCAGCAGGAGACGAAUGCUCCAACGAGGGUCGAUGGACGGAAGCCAAGGUUGCUUUCACUAUGCUAAAAGCUAAGAUAGCUACAGCUCCCAUGCUCAAGCAUUUCGACCCAGAUCGGUCCCCCGUAAUCGUGGUCUACGCUAGCAAGUGGGCUGUCUCAGCGGCCCUGAUACAGGAGUACGAUGGCGUGUACCAUCCGGUGACGUUUACUAGCCGCACUUUAAAGCCUAAUGAGCUUAACUACGGAAUGGUAGAAAAAGAAGUUCUGGCGCUACUUCGUGUGUUGGAUGUAUGCUAUACUACGCUUGCCUCGCGGGAGAUCACUGUACUGACCCGACAUUCUACGUUAGCCUGGUUGAUGCAGUCUCGAUAG